AUGAGUUCAGGAUAUGGCAUGCAUGGCGGCGUCGGCCGUUGCUUUCCUUUCUGGCAGGAGGUCAUGGCCUGCUAUGUCGUCAACACAUCCGCCGCAGACGACUCAGGCAAGAAGAAGUGCUCGCCUGUACUAGAGGAUUACUACGAGUGCCUGCAUCACAAGAAGGAGCAUGCGAGAGCGCUGGCCCUACAAGCCGCAUAUGCCCGAGCUCAAUCAGCAACCGCACGAGACGAUGCGCCGAGUGCCAGCCAGAUCCGGAAUCUGGGACUGCUAGGGAAGACGGAGGACACAAAAGCGGUGCUUGGACAGGGAAACUGA
This is a messenger RNA of Trichoderma harzianum CBS 226.95, 318 nucleotides long. RefSeq lists its product as hypothetical. Bases 1 to 318 code for a protein of 105 amino acids. NCBI's taxonomy places the organism in Eukaryota, Fungi, Ascomycota, Sordariomycetes, Hypocreales, Hypocreaceae. The record is from RefSeq and is a predicted model, not a curated record. The transcript has 3 exons. Gene Ontology annotation, biological process: mitochondrial respiratory chain complex I assembly.